AUGGCCCGUUCCACCACGAUUAAAGACGCAUUGAAGCGUUGGCAGGAAGAACACGAUGGGCAAGAUCCGGUAGAAGCAGUCGACAUACAGCUACAGUUCCGUUGGCCCCCGAUUGAGAAGAUGGAUGGUACCCUCGGGACGCUUGUGAACUGUCAGAAGUUAAGCUUGUCAUCUAAUAUGAUUGAAAAAAUCGCCGGUUUGAAUGGGAUGAAAAACUUGCGAAUACUUGCACUUGGCCGUAACUACAUCAAAUCACUUAGUGGUAUCGAACUGGUAGGCGACACGCUGGAAGAACUUUGGAUCAGCUACAACCUUAUCGACAAAUUGAAAGGGGUGGAAAGUCUGCGCAAGCUGAAAGUGCUUUACAUGGCGAACAAUUCGGUACGUGACUGGGGCGAGCUAGCGAAACUACAAGCCAUCGCUGGUACGCUCGAAGAUCUAGUAUUUGCCGGUAACCCGCUGGUGGAAAACCUAGACGAGGCGGUGUACGUGCGGGAAGUGACGAAGCGGUUACCCACACUGAAAAAGCUUGACGGUGUGCCAAUGCUAACGGAGGAUGAGGACUAG
Anopheles maculipalpis is the source of this 567-nucleotide messenger RNA. RefSeq names its product dynein axonemal light chain 1-like. Gene Ontology annotation, cellular component: cytoplasm. Lineage: Eukaryota; Metazoa; Arthropoda; Insecta; Diptera; Culicidae. The record is from RefSeq and is a predicted model, not a curated record. The transcript has 3 exons. The coding region runs from base 1 to 567 and encodes 188 amino acids. Gene Ontology annotation, molecular function: protein kinase binding.